AUGUCUCCACCAAGAGUGCUGACGAUUGCCGGCUCCGACUCGGGCGGAGGAGCCGGAAUCCAGGCGGACCUCAAGACCUUCCUGUCACUUGGCACCUAUGGCCUCUCGGUGCUGACCGCACUCACGGCGCAGAACACCACCGGCGUUUCGGCGAUCCAUGCGUGUCCGCCCGAGUUCGUGUUGCAACAAUUCGACUCGGUCGCAUCUGACAUCCAGAUCGAUGCAGUCAAGAUGGGCAUGCUGUGCAACGAAGGCAUCGUCGGUGCUCUCGCCAAGCGUCUCGGCGAAUGGAAGCAGUCCACAGGCGCACACGGAGGCCACAAUGUUCCGAUCGUACUUGAUCCGGUCAUGGUGUCCACAUCCGGCUCACUCUUACUGUCGGAGGGCGCCAUUGCGACGCUCAUCCGAGACCUGCUGCCGCUAUGCACCCUUCUGACGCCGAACCUGCCCGAGGCACGUCAGCUGCUCAACUACGCCGCCAAGUUCACCUCGCACCAGUCAGGGACGCGCGAGCUGGACCUAGCAAAGGAGAACGAAGAGACAGAGCUUCCUCAGAUGAUGGCGGCAGCAAGGAACAUCGCUCAGCUUGGUCCGCGCGCGGUGCUGGUCAAAGGAGGACAUGCCAAGCUGUCCAGAUCCCAGAUCGACGAGUACUUGAGCUAUCGAGCUGAAACGGCAUCUGCAAACGAAGUAAGGAUUGCGCCGACGUCUAAGCCAUCGACAUCACGAUCUUCUGGCAGUCGCUAUCCGCAGCGUACCAAGUCUCGCCCAGCGGAUGCGCACCAGGGCAGAAUCGACAAUGACGACGAACUACGCCAACUCGCCGGCGUGGACGGCGCCAUCAUCACACGCAAAGGCAAUGUCACCGCCAUCCGGACGGACCAGAACCCAUUCAGCGACGUCUUACACCAGCGCCCUGGUUCACCUGGUGCCGAUGACAAGGUCGUCUGUGACGUGUUGUAUCAGCAAGGCGACGACGGAACAGAUGGCACUUUCGUAUUGUUCGUCAAGCCGUUGCUCGCAUCCAGUGCGACCCAUGGGACGGGAUGCACACUCUCGUCGGCUCUGGCGGCAUCGCUGGCGCAAGGCUACUCGGCUGUACGUGCGACUUCGAUCGCCAUCAAGUACGUCCAGAACGCGAUCGCCUGUGGGAUUCAAGAUCUCGGCAGCGGUCCUGGCCCGCUCGACCACUCGUAUCCCUUCCACCCUCGUGGGCUGAUAGCUUCGCCAUCGGACAUGGGCAAGUCUGAGCUGCCCCUGCACCGAAGCUUGAUCGCGAACUCGCUCGAUGCAUGGACCGGGUUCGUGCAGCACCCCUUUGUGCUCGGAUUGGCGGAUGGCAGCUUGCCACGAGAUGGGUUUGUGUGGUUCAUGAAGCAGGACUACCUCUUCCUGCGCCACUAUGCGCGCAUCUGGGCGCAGGCGGCUGCAUCUCCAGACACCACCUUUGACGAGAUCACGACUCUCGUCGACAUGUCUCGAUCCAUUGCACAGGAGGCCGAGCUGCACAAGCGUCUGUGUCGCGAAAGCCUGGGCGUUUCCGAAGCCGAGCUUGAGUGCGCCACAACGGAAAGCGCAGCCACGCUGGCGUAUACGCGCUUUGUGCUGGAUACAGGCCGAUCGAGCGACGUGCUCGACUUUCUUGUGGCAGUGAGCCCUUGCAUGGUGGGCUACGCACAAGUUGGACGUUGGCUCGCACACCAUCGCUCCGCAACACUCAACAAGGACUAUGCGGAAUGGAUCGAGGCAUACGCUAGCGACGACUUUCAACAGGCGGCCCAAAAAGCCAUGCAGCUGAUUGAAGCCCGAGCCGCACGAGACGAGCUAUCGCCCGGCAGGAUGCGCAAGCUCCAGCGGAUCUGGAACGCUGCCUGUCGCCUCGAGGCAAGCAUGUGGGACGAAGCCAUGGACCCCAGUCUCCGCAGACCGCACCAUCCGGCUUCGGUUGCGGCAUCUGCCUUCCACCGUUCUCUGAGUGACUGCCGAUGGGUGCCCAGUCUCAUCGACAUCGUCAAGACCGUGCUGGAAGCUUUGGCGAGCGUGUCUCGCAAUGCGAUGCGUAGAAUCGAAGGCCACCACGAUUUGCUCCUCUCUGCCGCUGUGAUUCCGGGCAAACCGAACGGUUCGCAAAGUAUUCUCCGACGGGGCAAGCGGGCGGGCGGCAGAAGGGCGCCAAGCCGUCACGACAGCCGCAGCAGCUCGCAAACUGCCAAAUUCCUCCGAUCGAUGCAUCCGCAGCUUCCCAACGUCAUUUUCGGCUCGCUCACCCUCCACCAAGGCUUAGCCAACCAGAUGACUUUAGGGUCCACCGUCCUAGGCCCUUCGCCCAACCCUGAUCGCGUCAGUGCAGCACCGCCCAUUGUUCGCGGCACAGCGAUGAUGAUUCCAUGGGCUGCUAGCCUUCCCCAUCUUUUUUUCAGCCUUGUCGUUCGAGCCGACCUGGCUGGCCUGUUCGGCAUUGCAAUAGAGCUGCCCCCCUUUGGCCACGCUACUCGGGCUGCAGAUACUAUCGGUCUUUCGUCUUGCCGGACUCUUCCUUUCCCACCCCACGCAUCCCCCUUCCCCCUGGAUACCCUUCUCCCUUCGCCGUCCUCCUACAUUCGACUGGCCUUCAUCAUGGCCGACAACGCGGCGCCAUCACGCGCCUCUUCCUCGGAAGCCGGCACGGCCAUCGCAACACCCCACCAGAACCCGGACAAGACCAAGGACGCCACCUCGCAGUCGAGCGAGCCGUCGCAGGACGAUGCACCUGCCGACGUCCAGGCGAUCCGAGAGAAGAACGACCUGGUCAAGACCAACUCGGAAAAGCAGCGCGAGGGUGAGCAUGACCUCGAGCCUCGCGAGGAUGGCAAGAUCGUGCUCUCUGAGCGCGCUGGCUACCUGGCCACGGGCUACUCGUAUCCCACUUGGCGCAAGUGGGCCAUUCUCUGCGUCAUCUUCGCCGUACAGGUCUCGAUGAACUUCAACACCUCGGUCUACCCCAACGCCGUCACUGGUGUCUCGGAGAAGUACGGUGUCAGCGAGCCAGCUGCUCGUGUGGGUCAGAUGAUCUUCCUCGUCGCCUAUGCGUUCGGGUGCGAGUUUUGGGCACCCUGGUCAGAGGAGAUCGGUCGAUGGCCCGUCCUCCAGAUAUCGCUCUUCCUCGUUAACAUCUGGCAGGUGCUCGCUGCCCUGGCGCCCAACUACGGCUCGCUGAUCGUCGCUCGUUUCCUUGGCGGUCUCUUCACCGCCGGAGGCUCGGUGACGCUCGGCAUGGUGGCAGACAUGUGGGAGCCCGAUGAGCAGCAGUUUGCCGUGGCUUUCGUCGUGCUGUCCUCCGUCGGCGGUACCUCGGUCGGCCCUUUCAUUGGAGGCUUCAUCCAGGCUUAUCUCAAGGUGGAGUGGAACUUUUGGGUCCAGCUCAUCUUUGGUGGUGUUGUUCAGAUCGUUCACUUCGUGCUCGUUCCCGAGACCAGGUCGACGAUUCUCCUGGACCGCGAGGCGAAGCGUCGCCGCAAGAAUGGCGAGAACAACAUUUACGGCCCCAACGAGGUCCGCACGGACCGAUUCAGCAUGCGCGAGAUCGGAAAGUACUGGCUGCGACCUUUCGAGAUGUUCGUCCGCGAGCCGAUCGUGCUCUUCCUCUCGCUGCUUUCCGGUUUCUCGGACAUGCUCAUCUUCAUCUUCCUCGAGUCAUUCCAGCUCGUGUACAAGCAGUGGGGCUUCAGCACCGUCCAGGUCGGUCUUGCAUUCAUCCCGAUCAACCUCGGCUACCUGCUUGGCUACUUGAUCUUCAUUCCCCGCUUCAUUUGGGAGCGCAAACGCCGCGUGCGCAAUCCGGACGCGCUCGCUCCCGAAGCACGUCUCUGGCUGCUGCUCUACCUCGUUCCACUCGAGACGCUUGGACUCUUUGGCUUCGCAUGGACUUCGCUCGGCCCUCCUCGCGUCCACUGGAUCGCCCCCAUGAUCUUUUCGACCAUGAUCGCCAUCGCCAACUACUCGAUCUACAUGAGCACGAUCGACUACAUGAUUGCAGCAUACGGCCCUUAUUCGGCGUCGGCGACGGGAGGCAAUGCGCUUGCGCGUGACUUCCUCGCCGGUAUCUCGGCGAUGUACGCAACCCCGCUUUACAACCGCCUCGGACUGGAGUGGGCAAGCACGCUGCUUGCCUUCCUCGCCAUCAUCGUCGCCAUUCCCGUCUACGUCUUCUACGUCAAGGGUCCCCAGAUCCGAGAGCGUUCCAAGUUCGCUCAGUCGCUCGCGGAUGACAGGAAGGCGAACGGCGGAAGGCGCACGGAUCAGGACGAAAAGGCCGAACGAGGCGAGACGUACAAGAACAAGAACAAGUAG
Molecule: messenger RNA, 4329 nt
Organism: Moesziomyces antarcticus
Lineage: Eukaryota; Fungi; Basidiomycota; Ustilaginomycetes; Ustilaginales; Ustilaginaceae
Product: MFS multidrug transporter
Exons: 5
Coding region: 1-4329 (1442 amino acids)
Biological process (GO): transmembrane transport; thiamine biosynthetic process
Cellular component (GO): cytosol
Molecular function (GO): hydroxymethylpyrimidine kinase activity; transmembrane transporter activity; phosphomethylpyrimidine kinase activity
Source: RefSeq, a predicted model, not a curated record